AUGGCGGAUUCUCAAACGUGGGAUACGGAGCAGAGGCGCCAACAAGCAGCGAUCCGUACAAGAAUGGGAUGGAGUAAUUGCAUGCCAAACUGUGUGGAGGCGCUGUAUACGCGCUUAGAUAACAUUGCGAAGAGUGUUAGGCAUUGCAUUAGAAAGGAACCAUCUGGAGACCCCAAAACGGGGAGUUUUGCCAUACUUAAGAGCUCCCUUGUUAUCUAUAUCGUAGUAUUUUUGUUCAGCCUCGUCAUAAACAAAACAACGUUCCAUGGUAGGUGUAUAGGGCGCGUUGAUUACAGUCUUACGGACAUAAACGCGCCAUAUUACUCACCGCUGGGGUACAGCGCCUGUGAGCACAAUACCAACAGCGCGGCAGACAGCAUCAGCUUCUACUCCAACGGCGAGGACAACGGUUACCCGUCCAUAGGUGCCCUUGAGCUCAAUGCCUCAUUUUCCGCGUAUUACGGGCCCAAAUGGCGCACGCUGAACAUUCUGGGUUGCGCAGAUACCAACUAUAUAAGGCACUACGGCGAGUGGUUCCGGAUGUUUACCGCAAUCGCGCUGCACGGUGGAUGGCUCCAUCUAUUGAAUAACUCUGUGGCACAGGUCAUCAUAUUUUACGUCAUUGAGCCGGAGUGGGGAUUCCUCCGUACGCUGGUAGGGUACCUCGUUACAGGUUACGGUGGGUACCUGGUUGGCGUGGUGUUCGUGCCCUGCCUCAAGCAGGUCGGUUCUUCGGGAAUACAGUUAGGGUUCAUUGGUGCAAUAGUGCCAUAUUGCGUGGAGCAUUGGUAUGCCAUGGGCUCCCCCGAACUCAUUCUAUUCCUAAGUCUGACGAUUUUCGUGGUGGAUUUCGCUGCUAUGGACAAAACUGUCAGCGCUCACAUCCAUGUGGGCGGGUACAUUUUCGGUCUCCUAUACGGUUUUGCGACCAUCAAAUCGGUGGCUCUUUUUGACAGAGGUGUUCCUUAUCAGCGUUUUGUGAUAAGGUACUUCUCUAGAUGGAUGAGUGAUGCCAAGAAGGCACAGUACAUUCGCGCUAUUGCCAAAUCGAGCCAAAGUGAAGCACUUGCCAGGUUCCAAUACGAGUCCGAAGCCAAGGCCAACGAGCGGCAUUGGGGUUGCAUCAAACAUAUAAUGGGAAUUUAUCCAUUCGGUCCACAUCGCAUGAGGCGUCGCGACAUCAUUACUAGGGUCACAGCGCUCACCAUUAUGGCAUUUAUGGCGCUAUUCCUAUUCCUGGGAUUGUACGAUGAAUCUACAUAUACAAGCGUAAUCACAAACAUGACGGGUAUAUUCAGCAGUGCGUGCACUUGCUGUUACAUCAAAAGAGAUGCAACUAAUGCAUACCAAGCACUUCAAGUUGAGUUUUUGAAGGGGAGAUACUUCUGUUUUAGUUCUAUAGAAUACGCUGAACGCUACUGCGUGGAAUUGUAG
This is a messenger RNA of Babesia bigemina, 1434 nucleotides long. RefSeq names its product RHOMBOID-RELATED, putative. Gene Ontology annotation, biological process: proteolysis. Gene Ontology annotation, cellular component: membrane. The transcript is spliced from 5 exons. Lineage: Eukaryota; Apicomplexa; Aconoidasida; Piroplasmida; Babesiidae. Gene Ontology annotation, molecular function: serine-type endopeptidase activity. The coding region runs from base 1 to 1434 and encodes 477 amino acids. The record is from RefSeq and is a predicted model, not a curated record.